Messenger RNA from Medicago truncatula (barrel medic), 2146 nucleotides. Its product is annotated as scarecrow-like protein 21. The transcript has 2 exons. The record is from RefSeq and is a predicted model, not a curated record. Bases 306 to 1904 code for a protein of 532 amino acids. NCBI's taxonomy places the organism in Eukaryota, Viridiplantae, Streptophyta, Magnoliopsida, Fabales, Fabaceae.
UUAUCCUACAACUUUGAAUAGUAUCAUAUAAACAAAACUUCUAUGUAGUAGCUAGCCUAGCUGCAUAUGAAUGCAAAGUUCUAAUUAAUUUUUUGGUUGCAAGGAAGCUUGGUCAGUGCUACAGUUCAAAUCAUAAUCUAGUUUCCAUUUUAUUUAAGAAUUUUCUGGAAUUGGAUUAAGAUGAUCGCAGAGUUUAAAAAGUAGAAGUUACCACAUUUAUUUCCGGAACAAAUAGAGCAAUCAGAAAAGUUUAGAGGUUUUUAAUAUCAGAAAAACACGGCAUUCAAAGAAACAGAUACUUUUCAAUGCAAACAUCUCUUAAUCACAAAAUGUCAUAUGAUUCUAGCAUGUUCAACAUCGAGCCUAUACGAAAUCUAGACUCAUACUGCUUCCUGCAAAAUGAGAAUCUCGAAAACUACUCAUCUUCUGAUAACGGUAGCCAUUCAACCUACCCUUCAUUUCAAGCUUUAGAACAAAACCUUGAAUCUUCUAACAAUAGUCCGGUCUCAAAGCUACAGUCAAAAUCUUACACAUUCACGUCGCAAAACUCUCUUGAAAUCAUCAAUGAUUCUUUAGAGAAUGAAUCUUGCUUGACACAUAACCAAGAUGACUUGUGGCACAAGAUAAGAGAGCUUGAAAAUGCUAUGCUAGGACAAGAUGCUGCAGAUAUGCUAGACAUAUAUAAUGAUACUGUAAUAAUUCAACAAGAAUCUGAUCCACUUUUGUUAGAGGCAGAGAAGUGGAACAAAAUGAUUGAGAUGAUAUCUAGAGGGGAUUUGAAAGAAAUUCUGUUUACAUGUGCAAAAGCAAUAUCAGAAAAUGAUAUGGAAACAGCUGAAUGGUUAAUGUCAGAGUUGUCGAAAAUGGUUUCAGUUUCGGGAAAUCCAAUCCAAAGGUUAGGAGCAUACAUGUUGGAAGCUCUUGUUGCAAGAAUAGCUUCUUCAGGAAGCAUAAUAUACAAAUCCUUGAAAUGCAAAGAGCCUAUAACUGCUACUAGUAAAGAACUACUCUCACACAUGCAUGUGCUUUAUGAAAUUUGUCCUUACCUCAAAUUUGGAUACAUGUCAGCAAAUGGUGUAAUUGCUGAAGCCUUGAAAGAUGAAAGUGAAAUUCAUAUAAUUGAUUUUCAGAUUAAUCAGGGAAUUCAGUGGAUGAGUCUAAUCCAAGCACUUGCCGGAAAACCCGGAGGACCGCCGAAGAUCAGAAUAACCGGUUUUGAUGACUCAACGUCCGCUUAUGCUAGGGGAGGAGGACUUGGUAUUGUUGGAGAAAGGUUAUCAAAACUUGCAGAGUCAUAUAAUGUAGCAUUUGAGUUUCAUGCUAUAGGGGUUAGUCCUUCUGAGGUGAGACUUGAAGACCUUGAACUUCGUCGUGGAGAAGCUAUUGCGGUGAAUUUUGCCAUGAUGCUGCAUCAUGUACCGGAUGAAGAUGUACAUGGUGGUAAGAAUCAUCGUGAUAGAUUGGUGAGAUUGGCAAAAUGUUUGUCUCCUAAGGUAGUGACUCUUGUUGAGCAAGAAUCAAAUACCAACGAACUUCCAUUCUUUGCACGUUUCGUCGAGACAAUGAACUACUACUUCGCAGUUUUUGAAUCAAUUGAUGUUGCUUUGCCACGGGAGCACAGAGAAAGGAUUAAUGUGGAACAGCAUUGCUUGGCUCGUGAAGUGGUCAAUUUAGUAGCGUGUGAAGGCGCAGAAAGAGUUGAACGUCACGAGGUUCUGAAGAAGUGGAGAUCAUGUUUCACAAUGGCUGGAUUCACACCAUAUCCAUUAAGCUCUUAUAUUAAUUAUUCAAUACAAAAUCUUCUAGAAAAUUACCAAGGACAUUAUACUCUACAAGAGAAAGAUGGUGCUCUUUAUCUUGGUUGGAUGAAUCAACCUCUUAUUACCUCUAGUGCUUGGAGGUGAUACUCAAAUGACAACUGGUUCAUUUUGUAAUGUAAGACUCUAUAUAUGUAUUAUCCUUAACUUCUUUCCUAGAAUAAUUUCUUCUAGUAGAUGUAUGCUUAACAUGGUAGAAUAAUUUCAUAAUUUGAUAGAAAGCAUACUAGAAUUGUGUGUUGUUUGGAAAAACAGAUUAAUUAAAUGCUUAUAGCAUAAGUGCUUAUGUAAAAGCUUUUUUUUGUAAUCAAAGAUAAAAUAAAGUCAAA